This is a messenger RNA of Letharia lupina, 864 nucleotides long. RefSeq lists its product as uncharacterized. The transcript has 2 exons. NCBI's taxonomy places the organism in Eukaryota, Fungi, Ascomycota, Lecanoromycetes, Lecanorales, Parmeliaceae. Bases 1 to 864 code for a protein of 287 amino acids. Gene Ontology annotation, molecular function: oxidoreductase activity. The record is from RefSeq and is a predicted model, not a curated record.
AUGCCAUCCUGGUCCAACAAACCCUCCGGCACCAUGACCGCCGCGGUCCUCACAUCCCUCGGCGCUCAUCCCCCCUCCGCAUGCUUCACCAUCGACCAGGCCUACCCUAAGCCCACCCUGCCAUCCGGGGACUGGGUCCUCGUGCGCGUCAGAGCCGCCGGCCUCAACAGAGCCGAGCUACGCGGACGUAACGGUGAUGCGCCCGCCCCGGCAGAAUUCGGUAUAUCCACAUCGGAAUACCAUGAGGAUCCGCCAAAGAUCCUAGGCGAAAAAUCCGUCGGCACCGUCGAAACCGCCGGCGCCUCCACCCCCUUCCACCCCGGCGACCCCGUCGCCGGCUGGGUCUACGGCGGCGGCAAAGCCCACGACGGCGCCUACGCCCAGUACACCCUCUGCCACUCGCGGCGCCGCUUCCCCAUCCCGCCCACCUCCCUGCCCUGGGACGUCCUCGGCGGCAUCUUCACGAGCAUGUGGACGGCAUGGGGCUCCCUCUUCGACGCCGCGGAGCCGAACCGGGGAUCGACCCUCCUGGUGCACGGCGGCACCAGCAGCCUGAGCCUCUGGGCCAUCCUCCUCGCCACCGACCACCCAUGCACCGUCAUCGCCACCACGCGCCAGGAGGACAAAGCCGCCAAGCUGCAGGACGCGGGCGCGCACCACGUCCUCCUGGAAUCGGACCUCGACGCGCGCCUCCGCCCCCCCGUCCCCAAGGGCGCCGACCGCAUCCUCGAACCCGUGGGUCCGGCUCAGAUCCUCAACGUCGCCCUCCCGCACCUGGCCCGCCGUCGCGACGGGCGUGCCGUCCAAGGCGUGGAGCCUGGACCCACUUCGCGCCGUCGGACAUCCCGCCGACGCGGAACCUGA